AUGGGCAAGAGGAGCAUUCUAAGCUCUCUAUGGAGAAAUGACGAUACUUUCAGCGAUGAAACCGGUGCUUAUAGUAGAGCAAGAUCAGACGAAACGACAACUUCGUCAAUCGAUACCUCAUCAUCUUCAUCCUCAUCGAUGGCCAAACUCCGAUCCCAACCAUUAGAUACAUCUUCUAUACUCUACCCCACACUUACCCUGCAUCCGUCUCCGAUUCAGCACGACUUACUCGUCCUCUCCCUAUCCCACGUCAGUAACGCACCGCCGACCUUGUCGAAUGACGAGCUUUUUAAUGUGCUAUUGAAAAGGCUAGAACCGUGGGUGGGAGAAGAGGGAGAAGGCGGUUAUGUGCUGGUAGUACUGGCAGAUGAAGAUAACGCAGGGAAGGAUAAGGAGAAAAGGAAGCUGCCCGGUAUAGGAUGGUGGGUAUGGAGAUGGAAGAGAUUACCUAGAAAAUAUCGAAAGAAUCUCAAGAGAUUGUAUAUCGUCCAUCCAUCUCUCUUUACGCGGACUCUUCUGCCUUUUAUCAUCCCUUUUGUCUCCCCUAAAUCAUACUCCAAGCUCCACCCCUUACCAUCCCUGUUGUCGCUCUACCAUACCCACAAAGUCCCUCUCAAGGGUAUCGACAUAAGUGUAUCAGUCCUUGAAGCCGAAGCUCGUAUACUGAAAGAAAGACCAGAUAUCAUUCCUCCUGCUCCAUCCCCAAUGGGAAGACAUGUCGGGGCUGAUGAUGUACCAAAAUUGCAAAGAAUCGAUAGUGAAUCGAGUAUCGCAAGUUGGGGAUAUCAGACGAUUUCCUCUGCUAUGGAGACUGCCGCUUCGUACCUCCCCAUACCGCAUUUCGGUAUCGGUUCAUAUGAUAACCAGCAGAAUCUGAUGUCAUCUGGAAAUGAGGGAUAUUGGGGGAGAGAUUUGGAUGAUCUGAUCGGAGCCGGAGAAGGAAAUUCGAGCGGAGGCGUACCUCCCUUACUUGUUGAUUUAGGAAAGGUCAUCUUGCAGGAGUGUAUCACUACAGAAGGUGUAUUUAGGAGAUCGUCAAAUCCACAUCUACUUCCCACUCUCAUAGCCAUCUUGGAUCUCCCAAUAUCUCAACAACCUAAUUUACUUUGGACGGAACUAGCCAAAGGAGAACCAUUACUUCCACCUAAGAUCCUUAGUCGAUUCUUGGGUGAAUUGAAGGAUCCGAUCUUGAAGAAUAAUGUGUACGAUUUGAUCAGAAGGACGAGAACAAUUGAAGACAUAAAAACCAAAUUCAUUCCUUGCCUAUCUCCUUCAAUCUCCUUGCUCCUCAACUACCUAAUCGACCUAUUACAUCACCUGUCGCGUCAUUCCGAAACGACCAGAAUGACCUCACUGAAUCUCGCCAUUGUAAUCGCACCUGUCUUGAUUAACGGACCGGAUCCUAUCGAAGACACUAUACUGUGUUUGGAACCUUCCAAACCGAUCCCACCGGGAUUACGAAAGAUGGCAGAAAUCAAUGGUGUGAAUUUGACACCUGAAGAAGGGGCUGAUGAAGGGCAGAAAGAUAAUACGUUGGUGGGAAUGUUGGAUAUGUGGAUCAAGGAUUACCCUUCUAUCUCGUGA
Messenger RNA from Kwoniella botswanensis, 1584 nucleotides. RefSeq lists its product as uncharacterized. Gene Ontology annotation, molecular function: GTPase activator activity. The coding region runs from base 1 to 1584 and encodes 527 amino acids. The transcript is spliced from 6 exons. Gene Ontology annotation, biological process: small GTPase-mediated signal transduction. Lineage: Eukaryota; Fungi; Basidiomycota; Tremellomycetes; Tremellales; Cryptococcaceae. The record is from RefSeq and is a predicted model, not a curated record. Gene Ontology annotation, cellular component: cytoplasm.